AUGUUUGCUUUUGCUGCCGUUACCGAUGUUGCUGGUACCGAUGUGCCUCCCACCACUGCCGCCGCCCUCCCGUGUGCCUCAUUCUGCAGAAGAUGGUGUUCUUCCGUUGCCGCCUCCAAUGACACCUUAAAACCAGGUGUGACGGUGGAGGUUUGUAAUGGGCUGCCACAGUUGACAGUGCCGCUGCCUUCCCGGCGAGACCUUUGUCGCUUCACUCUACGGCCCGUCACCCACACCGUGCAGGACCUGGUGCAUCAGCUGACCCACGAGGACCACGGCAUUGACAGGGUCGUCCUCAGAACUACAGAUGGAGUACGAAUCUCCACCUCGGACAGCAUCGAAUCUCUGCUCAUGACCGAUUUUGACCUGAUCAUCAACGACAUCUCCUACCGAGUGGUAGUGCCAGAGGAACAGAAGCUUACCUUGGAAGAGCUAAGUGACAUGGGAGAUGUCCGCCAGCUGGUGAAUAAGCUUUAUAUGGCUCUUAAUGUGGACCAACACCAAGUGAUGAAGGAACGAGAUAUUGUGGCACAGAUUGAAGACUUAAAAUCACAAUUAGCUCCACUUGAAAAGCAACGUGAAAAUUUGGUUGCAGCUGCUGAACGACGCACAGCCAUUUUAGCUUGGGCUGGAUUAGGUUAUAUGGCUCUCCAGUUUGGAUUUCUUGCAAGAUUGACAUGGUGGGAAUAUUCAUGGGAUAUUAUGGAACCUGUCACAUACUUUGUUACUUAUGGCACAGCAAUGGGAGCAUAUGCUUAUUACGUCGUCACAAAACAGGACUUUGUUUUACCGGAGGUUCGAGAUAGACAGUUCCUGCUUUGUUUCCACAAGAGGGCCAAGAAACUAGGGAUGGACAUUGGUAAGUACAACGUUCUCAAGAAUCGUUUGGCCGAGUUACAGUGUGACUUGGAGAGGCUUCGUGAUCCUCUGGCCCUCAACCUACCUCACUCAGCACUAAAAGAACCACCUACUGCACAAGCACCACUUGCUAAAGCACAACAGACCAUCAAAAAUUUGUUGGGUCUGAAAGAGGAUAAGUAGCUUUUAUAUUGUAUUUCCCAAGGAAGGUCAGUGGAUACAUGAAUUAUCUGAUUAGCUUACAAGAUGGACAAGUUAAAAGAUAUCUUCAUCUACACAUGUUCAGCUAACUCUUAACAAUAUUUGAAAGAAUGAUAGGGUAUGAGGAAAGCAAACUGCCAAUUUUGAUAUUGAACCUACAGUUAGGAAGUGCUUGCAUGAGUUACGUGGAUCAAGAUGAAGCUAAUUAAAAUGAAAAGCUGUGUGGUGGAAGAAUUUUUGGUAAUAAUUUUAAGAGAAUAAUAAUUUUGAAUAUCAUAACACCAAAUCUUUCAUAUUUAAAAUCUGUUUACAACACCAAAGCCAAAAGUGACAAACUUAAUAAUUUACCAGUGAAAUUAUAUUAUGCCUUUCAGAAACAAGUAUUGUUCAUGGACUCUCUAUACUGUACACUACUAGAUUCUUGUGAGACACCAUUGGCAUACCUCUAGGAAAUGCACUGUACAUUGUGUUCUCAAAAUAAAUUAUUCUGUUUGACUUUGAAACUUUAAGGUACUGUAGUGAUAUUCAAGAUAAACAUGUAUAUACCCUAAACACUAUGUUAUAUUUAGCAUAUACUGUAAUGGUAUGCUGUUGGUGGUAUUCCAAAGUUAAUAGAAUGAAAUGUUUCAAAUGUUGUUUAAUUUUUUAUAAAACUGAUGAAUACGAAAUAUAAAAGAAGUUUAAUAAUUUGGAAGCCAAACAAUCAAAAGGAAUUAAAGUAACAGUCAACCAUGGUGAACAAUUGGAAAAAAAAUAAAAAAAUUAAUUAGUUUCAGUAAAUUUUAAUCAUAUUAUGAGUAAUGAAAAAAAAAGUAUUUUGCUGUGUGCCUCAGUGCUUGGAAAAGAAUCUGUGUUGAUAAUCAUUAAAACAAAAAAGUAACAGA
Messenger RNA from Homarus americanus (American lobster), 1943 nucleotides. It is a transcript of the gene MCU, whose product is annotated as calcium uniporter protein, mitochondrial-like. Bases 1 to 1041 code for a protein of 346 amino acids. NCBI's taxonomy places the organism in Eukaryota, Metazoa, Arthropoda, Malacostraca, Decapoda, Nephropidae. The transcript has 7 exons. The record is from RefSeq and is a predicted model, not a curated record. Gene Ontology annotation, biological process: calcium import into the mitochondrion; mitochondrial calcium ion homeostasis. Gene Ontology annotation, cellular component: uniplex complex; mitochondrial inner membrane. Gene Ontology annotation, molecular function: uniporter activity; calcium channel activity.